UGGGGCCCCCGGGCAAUAGGGGAUCAUGGGGCCCCUGUGUCCUUGCCCACACUCAAAAAAGCCUAUAAAAGGUACCAGGGCAUCUCAUGGGGCCCCCUACUGACCCCGGGCCCUCGGGCACAUUCUUCUAUGAACCCAGGGCUUCUUGAUGAUAGGUGGGUGGUGGUGACCAGGGGCAGACUGACAACUCAUGGGGCCCCGGGCAAUAGGGGAUCAUGGGGCCCCUGUGUCCUUGCCCAAACUAAAAAAAGCCUAUGAAAAAGGUACCAGAGGCAUCUCAUGGGGCCCCCUACUGACCCCGGGCCCUCGGGCAGUGCCCGAGUUUCCAAAUGGUCAGUCCACCCCUGGCGGUGACACAUCCUUAAAGCUGAACUUUACAAAAAAGGAAAA
Staurois parvus is the source of this 390-nucleotide messenger RNA. The record is from the annotation of a GenBank genome assembly. Lineage: Eukaryota; Metazoa; Chordata; Amphibia; Anura; Ranidae.